Messenger RNA from Prorocentrum cordatum, 5229 nucleotides. The record is from the annotation of a GenBank genome assembly. Lineage: Eukaryota; Dinophyceae; Prorocentrales; Prorocentraceae.
AUGGCGUUCGGGCUGGAUGUGGACGAGCCGCAGGUGCUGGCGGCCAUCGAGGGCUACCCAGAGACCUGGCAGCACCGGCUCCUGCUGCGGCGCAUCAAGGAGUCGCGAUGGGUCGCCCUCGGCCCCAGCGGCGGGCUCGAGGUCAUGGACCUCGGCGGGUUCGAGCUGUUCCCCUUGGCGCGCGGCGCUGCGGUGCAGGCGCGGGUCGCGGGGGACUGCGCGAUGAUCUCGCCCCUCACCGACGGCGAGCUGCUGGGGCGCCACGCGGCAGCGACGCGGCUGGCCGUCAUCAUGGGCGCGGAGGGCGUCCCAGGGGCGCCGGCCGCUGGCAGCGGGGUGUGCUGGCGGAUCGCGGACACCAGCGCGCUCGAGUUCGGGCAGGAGGUACCGUCGGACGAGGUGGCGAGCGCUGGCGUCGUGAAGGGCGCCGUGGCCCUCGUCUACUGGGGCGAGCCGCGGCGGUGGCUGUUCGCGGAGCUGGUUCCCAGCGCCGAGUACGCCAGCUGGGAGCGCGACAAGCAGAGUGGAGCUGGGCGGGAUCGCCGCCUCCUUCCAGCUCGUGGCAGCGACUUCGGGUCGGGGCUCGUGCCGCUCUCGCAGGCCGCGGACCACUUCCGCCCGACGGACUUGGCGAAGAUCGGCGACUGGCCCCACUCGGGGCCGCGCGCGGUGAUCGAGCUCGUCCGCGGGGUGGUGGCGCUCGGUCUCACGCUGUUCACCUACCACGCGCACUGGGUGCGACAGGCGGGGGUUCACGGAGAGAGCGGGAUCGCGCUGGAGCACCGCAUCCACUGCCAGGUGCUGGCUCUGGCCCUGGGCUACGAUUGCCUGGACGCCAGCAGUCUGGCGAGCCUCGAGCUGCUCGCGCGGCGCGUGCUGCAGAUCGAGCGCGCUGUGCGGGUGAACCCGAAGGCGCCGUCUUUCCAGGGACUGGCCAAGAUGACGGAGCACGCGCCUGACGAGGGCGGCGGGCUGGCGACGCGGGAGUUCACGGCGCACAUGGCGGCGCUCGCGGAGCAGGAGGCCCGGGCCCUCAAGCAGAACAGGCUGUUGCGGGAGGAGCUCGCGGGGUCGGGCCAGUCGUCGGCUCGCCGGCGAGUCUCCCUGGUCAACGACGUCGCGCAGUGCCCGGACCUCCUCGUUUCGGACGCUGCCGUGGCGCUGUCUGCUCUGCGGGAGGCGGUCGAGCGGCUGCGCGCCUCCUCCAGUCCGCUGCUUGCCGACUGGAGCGUGCCCUCAGGCAAGGACGCUCUCGCGGACUUGCUUCACUCCGACGACCUCUAUGCCGUGGCGGCUGGCGCUGCGCUGGGGUCCUAUGGCAUCGACAAGCCGAGGGUGUCGAGAGGUGACCUGGUCCCGAAGGACGUGGCUUCUGUCACGUCUCCAGCGGCCGCGAAGCUGAUCGACGCCCCGCACAUGCACAUCCUGAAGUCAGACGCUGAGCUCUGCGCCGACGUGGACUCGGGGGCGCUGCGCGGGCAGCCGUACUGGGACCCGAUCCUCAGGGGGAGCCGCGCGAAGAAGCUGGAGUUCUUGCGGGCGGUGCCCACGGCAGGGCUGCUCACUUGGCGGCGGCGAGUUCGGUGCCGGGUCGGGUGCUUCUUCGUCAAGAAGAAGGACUCCAUGCUCCGACUGGUGAUUGACGCGAGGUGGGCCAACCGCAUGUGCCGCGCCCCGCCGCUCAGCCAGCUGGCGGUGCCGGGGGCCCUGGCGAGGCUUUCAGCCAGCGACGAGUCCUUCCGCAUGGUCCAGGAAAGGCUCGGGCGGACGGCGCAGGCGAACCUCGACUCGGCUGGCGACGACGAGCUGGUGGGCUUCUCGAUCGACCUGACCGACGGCUUCUACCAGUUCAAGUGCGAGGCGCUCGCGUCCAUGCUCGGCCUGGGCUACACCGGCACCGCCUCGAGCAUCGCCGACGAGUUCGGGAUCGCGCUCGACGCCGUGUUCGACGAUGACCUGCAGGCCGUCGACCCCGUCGACCCGUCCGAGGUUCUCGAGGCCUGCUUCCUCGGGAUGGCCAUGGGAUGGUCGUGGGCGCUCUACUUCUGCAACGAGGCCAUCUCGGAGUGCAUGCGGGAGGCGCGCUGCGGGAGACUGGUCUACCCGAUGUGCUGGUCGGCGAUCGGCAACGCCCUGGCGCCGUACGUCGACAACGCGAACAUGCUGGCGGUCGGGCGUGACGAGGGUCGGCGUGUCUUCGACUUUGUGCUGGCCGCGCUGCGUCGGCGGGGGUUUGCAUUGCGGGGCCGCGUCGACGGGGGGCCGGUCUUCGAGUUCCUGGGCCUUGUGCUGGACGGGCCGCGGCGCCGCCUGCGCCACAGUCAGAAGCGAUGUUGGCGGCUGUGGUCGGCACUCGGCCGCGCCCUGACCCUGGGGCGCCUGUCCGGCGACGCCAUGCGGGUGCUCUGCGGUCACCUUUGCCACCGCUUUGGCCUGAGGCCGCCGCUUCUCUCUAUCCUGCAGAGGGUGUAUGCCUUCGCGCGCGAGCAGCUGGGCACUCUCGCCCCCUUGCCGUCCGACGUCUGGGACGAGCUGUGGGUCGCGCGGUCCAUGCUGCCCUUCGCGGACGCCGACCUGAGGCGGCCGCUGUGUCGGACCAUCUGGCGUUCUGAUGCCUCCCGGUUCGAGUGCGCGCUCCACGAGGCCAAGGCCGGGCUGGCCGAGGUCUUCGACGCGGCCCAGUGGAAGGAGAGGUGGCGUUUCCGCGAGGUGGUGGAGUACGUCGACCGCUGGCCCAGCGACGUGCUGGCUGCAGCGGUGAUCGGCCCAGACGCCGGUCAGGACUGGGCGACAGUGAUGGUGGGGGCUCUGCGGGAGGACACCCGCGCCCCCAGCGCGGCGGUGGCGGAGCCCUCCCGGCUGGGCGCGCACUGCCGGCAGUUCGAGCGCCUCCUCGCGCAGGAGCGCGGGCGGGCCUGCAACUACGCCCUCAGUAGUUGCUGUCGGGAGGCCGCCGCGUGGCAGUUGGCGGCCGGAGUGGACUGGCGUCGGAGGUGCGUCGACACCGACAGGAACCCCUCCGACAGGGGCUCCAGGCUCGGCGACCGCGGGAAGCUGUCGCCCAGGGGCACGGUCACACCGCGCGGGCCAGGUCGCCAGCGGGCUCGACGACGAGCUGAUGCAGCAUCGGACUUCCUGCAGCGCGACCUGGUCUCUGCGGCCCAGGCUACAGUGGCGCCGGCGGCGCCCGAGCAGGGCGUCGCCGCCGAGGAGCGUCGCUGCGGGGGCGGGCCCGAGGCGGCGCAGCCCUCGGCUAGACGUCAGGCUGGUCGAUUUGUUUUAGGGCUUUUCGCAGGCUGCGCUCACCUGUCCGGGGCCGCCCUCCAGGCGGGGCUCGACGUGGCCGUGCCCUUCGAGUUGGACAGCGGUUUGCAGUUCGACAUCCUCCGCCCUGGCACCCUGGGGUUCAUCGUCGAGUGGAUUCGUCAGGGCCGCGUCUGGUGGGUGCAUCUUGGGACUCCAUGCGCGUGGGCCUCACAUGCUCGCUCUACUGGGUCUCCCGAGGCACCAGCGGCCCGUGCGGGGCUGAGUUGCGCUCUGGCAUCGGUUCGCAUACUCCGGGCCGUCCUCGCCGUCUCGAGCAAGUACAAAAUAUACGUCACCGUCGAAAACCCGAUCACGUCGCGGCUCUGGGUGUGGAGGCCCAUGCAAACCAUUCUCGACAAGUUGGGGCGCUCGUGCAUCGACUUCGAUCUCUUCGCCGCGGCCGCGGGCCCGCCUGGCGCUGGACUUUCCUGGAGGCCGCCGCCCGUGCUGGGACAGCGCCAGGGGUCCUACGUCCGCCUCGAUGCCCGACUGCCCUUGUCGUCGGCUGGGGGCGCGCCCCCGAAGCUUGGGGUGUCCGCGCCCCUGCCGAGCGGCGGCGCGUUGGACCUGGUUGCUGGUGCCGCGCGCCCCCGCCCUGCCCCGAAGGCCGCAGUGGCCAAGAGGAGGGCGGCUCACGGCGAUGUGACCGCGGUGGCCCCCGUGGGCACGACGGAGACGCAGCCCGCUCCGCAGCCGGCGGUGGCGAUAAAGCGGCCGGCCUCUGGCGGCGCGGCCUCGGCGGGGCCUAUGGCCAAGAGGGCGCGCCCCGCCGCCGCGACGCCGGCGGGCCAGUCCCGCGAGGAGCGGGCCAGCCGCCGCGCGGCCGAGGGCGCGUCCCCCAGCGACCUGAGCCUGACGAUGCCCGAGCUGCGGUCGACCGGCAAGGAGACCAAGGACCGCUACUCUGCGGCCUUCGAGGAGUUCCAGGCCUGGGCGGGCCAACGCGGGCAGUCGGUGAUGAAGCUGGCCAAGGACGCGGACAACCUGGACGCGGUGCUGGUGGCGUUCCUCGGGGAGCUGUACUUGCGCGGGGAGGCGACCAGCAUUGCCAGGCACGUGCUCUUCGGGGCGAUGUUCGAGCUCGGGUUGGGCCAGGGGCCGAAUGCGCCCCCUCGCUGCCGCAGGUCGCUCCAGGGGUUCCGCCGGGACGACCCUCCAGUGUCCGAGGACCCGUGCCCGCGCGAGGCAGCGGCGCUGGUGGUGUCAGCGCUUCUGAAGGACGGGUCCUUGCUCUCGGUGCUCAGCGGCCUGGCGUUCGGCGUGCAGUACGACCUCUUCGCCUGGCCCUCGGAGACGCUGAACAUCCUGCGCGAGGGCGUCGUGGCGCCGCGGGCGGGGGCCUACCAGGGCGUGGCCGCGAUCGUGGCCCCCGGGCCCCGUGCGCGCGGCUGCCGCGGAGGCUGCCGCGCGCGCCGGCUUGUGAGCGCCCGUGCCGUCGACGCCGACGGCACCAAGAGCGGCGAGUUCGACGACGCCGCCCUCGCCGGGCCCAAGGGCCUGGGCUUCGAGUUUGCCCCCGAGGUACUCCUGAGCCUGCCGCGGUGCGCGCUCCCAGGCCAGCCGCUGUUCUCGCCGCUGACUCUGGGCGAGUGCGAGCGCCACAUCCUGAAAGGCGCAGAGCUGGCCGGCCUCGACCCGCUCCGAGUGACCCCUCACUCGGCACGCCGCGGCGGGGCCAGCUCGGCCAUGCACCUGCAGCUGCUCGACCUCCAGAUGAUCCAGAAAAGAGGCCGCUGGCUGGCGCCACGCAGUGUGAAGAGGCACGGGAAGAGUGGCAAGCUCCUGCGCCAGGCCGCGGCCAUCCGUCACAAGAUCCCGAUGGGCGCCGCGCUCCUCGACCCAGCGAGUCGCGACUCGUUGAGGAAGCAGAUGCUGGCCGCCGCCAAUUCCAUCCGUCGGUUGAGGGCGCAGGCUAACACUUGA